Messenger RNA from Diachasma alloeum, 1398 nucleotides. It is a transcript of the gene PCNA, whose product is annotated as proliferating cell nuclear antigen. Gene Ontology annotation, molecular function: DNA polymerase processivity factor activity; DNA binding. Gene Ontology annotation, biological process: mismatch repair; translesion synthesis; leading strand elongation. Gene Ontology annotation, cellular component: PCNA complex. The transcript has 4 exons. Bases 138 to 926 code for a protein of 262 amino acids. The record is from RefSeq and is a predicted model, not a curated record. Lineage: Eukaryota; Metazoa; Arthropoda; Insecta; Hymenoptera; Braconidae.
AGUGCGAAAUAUCCCGGAGGCCUUUGUCCAUGUCCACUUUUGUUGCGUCGUCUACCGGUUGUCCCUCGCACACGAGAUUCCCACGAAAUUCCGUUUAUUCUUUCACCGAUAAACAAUAAUAAUUGAAACCAGUCAAAAUGUUCGAGGCACGUUUGAUACAGAGUGCAAUCCUGAAGAAGGUUUUGGAUGCAGUUAAGGAUCUCCUGACUGAGGCUACCUUUGAAUGCUCUGAUUCGGGGAUUACGGUGCAAGCUAUGGACAACGCUCACGUAUCCCUCGUAUCCUUGAGCCUCAGAAGCGAUGGAUUCGAUAAAUACAGAUGCGAUCGGAAUCUAUCAAUGGGCAUGGCUAUUGCAACCAUGUCUAAAAUCUUGAAAUGUGCUGGGUCUGAAGACACCGUGACCCUGAGGGCUGCGGAUAAUCCUGACACUAUAUCAUUUAUUUUUGAAUCAUCGAACAAAGAAAAACUGGCUGACUACGAGAUGAAACUCAUUAACAUGGACCAAGAGCAUCUGGGAAUACCGGAAACAUUUUACUCGUGCGUCGUGAAAAUGCCAUCCCAGGAGUUUGCCAGAAUUAUUCGCGACCUCUCCCAAUUCGGUGAGAAUAUCACGAUUGCGUGCACCAAGGAGGGAAUAAAAUUCACAGCCAUUGGAGACUCUGGAUCAGCCAAUGUCAAACUUGCACAAACAGCAGAUGCAGAAAAAGAGGAGGAAGCUGUGAUAAUCGAGAUGCAAGAGUCCGUGAAGCUCUCAUUCUCCUGUCGUUACUUGAAUUGCUUCGUGAAGGCAACUCCCCUCUGCGCCCAAGUCCAGCUGUCCAUAUCCAACGACGUGCCCCUCGUCUGCGAGUACAAAAUCGGCGAAAUUGGUCAAAUCAGAUACUACCUGGCGCCCAAGAUCGACGAUGAGGACGACAAUGCAUAAACCCCAUCACAUUUACCAAUAGGUUCGAAUGUCUCUCACUUCCAGAAGCCAAUUCAGUCUUGAAGAGAACAGAUUUUUUCAUUCCCAGUGAAAGAUCGUUGUAAAAAAAAUGUGUGCCUCAACUUUGGUUAAAUAUUCAACUAUUAUGCAGGUAUUUUUGAUACAAUUGUAAUAUGCAAACGAGUAUUUUUCCAAUAUAAUAUAUUAUUCAAAUUUUACAUUUAAAAGUUAAGUUUGGCUCGUCACAGUGCUAGCGCAACGUAAAUUGACACUACAAGUUGUUUUUGUAGUUGGGCAACACGUUUCAAGAUUUAUAGAAAAAGAAUUCCAUACCGAUGUCAAGAUUUAUUCAUCUCAUCACUAGUAAAAAUUCUCACUCUUCUCUCAACUGUGACUCUAUUUCUUUUCAUAGAAUCGUAUUGUUAAAUUUCCAUUUUUUACUUUUUUUCAAAUACAUAAUAACGUAAUACAA